GCAGUUCGGAAUUAACCAAGGCAGCCAUGGACAACGGAUCGCAGUGUGCCAACAUGCUGGAUGGGUGUAUCAAAUCAACAAUGUCCAAACAAGUUGCAACUGAAAAUCCUGAGUAUUCCUCUUCUGCAAAUCUCUACGAUACAACGAAUGAUUAUCGGGGACUUGCGUUGGUGUUUAAUCAUGAAAACUUUGAGACGGAAAAAAAGCGAGAUGGCACCAAUGAAGAUCGGGAUAACUUGAAAGAUCUACUGAGUAGUCUUAAAUUUGAUGUGCACAUAUAUGAUGACUUGGACAAGAAGGAAGUGCUGAAAACACUGAAGAUAUGGUCUGAAGAAAAAUACUCGGACUGUGACUGCCUAGUAGUGGUUGUGAUGACUCAUGGUGAUCCACAUAAUUUGUACGCUAAAGAUUCAUGCUACCCAGUGGAAUCUCUUUGGGUAAACUUUAUCGGGAACAGGUGCCCCUCGCUGAUUGGGAAGCCCAAGAUGUUUUUUAUACAAGCGUGUCGAGGAAAAGCUCUUGACCAAGGAGUGGUGUUCGAUCCUGAAAGACAAAACGACAAAAAGGAUUGUAAAACAUACGAAGGUUCGAAUUCGAGCCCGCCAAUGGCUGAUUUAUUGGUGAUGUAUUCGACAUAUGAAGGGCACUGCUCGUGGCGUAAUCCCAAAAAUGGCGGGGUGUUUAUCCAGACGCUAUGCAGUGAGCUGAAGGCGAACGGGAAUAAACGUGAGCUUUUGACGCUUCUAACUGGUGUGUCUAGAAGAACGGCAUAUGAAUUUCAGUCAUAUGUUCCAGAUGAUGAGAAGUACAACGCCAAGAAGCAAAUGCCGUGCCUGGUUUCGACUCUGACUAAGAGCUUUUACUUUACUGAUAAGACAACUAGCAAGAAAUUUGAGCUGAAAAAGUUUUGACUCUGUAAAGAUGCUGAAGAACAU
This is a messenger RNA of Culex quinquefasciatus (southern house mosquito), 935 nucleotides long. Its product is annotated as caspase. NCBI's taxonomy places the organism in Eukaryota, Metazoa, Arthropoda, Insecta, Diptera, Culicidae. The coding region runs from base 27 to 911 and encodes 294 amino acids. Gene Ontology annotation, biological process: proteolysis. The record is from RefSeq and is a predicted model, not a curated record. Gene Ontology annotation, molecular function: cysteine-type endopeptidase activity. The transcript has 2 exons.